CCCGCCGCCAUGAAGGGCAAGGAGCGCUCCCCGGCCAAGGCCAAGCGUUCGCGGGGCGGCGGCGGCGAAGAUUCCGCGUCUUCCUCCUCGUCGGCGCGGGGCGAGCGGAGCAGCAAGAAGCCGAGCGGCUCCGGUGGCGCCAACGGCAGCGGCGGGAAAGCGGCGGCGGCGGCGGCGGCUUCUAACGAGAGCAACAGCGGGAGCAGCCGGCGCGGGCCGCACUCGGACAAGGCGGCGGCGGCGGGCGGCGGGCGGCACGGCUACGGCAGCGCCAAGCCCGGGGAGGCCUCCCGGGGCAGCAGCGGCCGCGGCGCUGCCGGUGAGUCCCGGGCACCGGCGGCGGCCCCGUCCUCUUCUUCUUCCUCCUCCGAUCCGGGCGGCGGGGAGUACAAGACGUUGAAGAUCAGCGAGCUGGGCUCGGCGCUGAGCGACGAGGCGGUGGAGGACGGGCUGUUCCACGAGUUCAAACGCUUCGGGGACGUCAGCGUGAAGAUCAGCCGCCUCCCGCCCGGCACCGGCGCCGCCGACGAGCGAGUGGCCUUCGUUAACUUCCGCCGGCCGGAGGACGCCCGGGCCGCCAAACACGCCCGCGGGCGCUUGGUCCUUUACGACCGCCCGUUAAAAAUCGAAGCCGUUUAUCUCGGGAGCGGCGGAGGGAGCAGCCGGCGGCGGAGCAGCCGUUCCCCGGCCCUGCUGGACAAGGAAUCUCCCUACGGCACCGCGGCCAUCGGGGUGGCGGCGGCGGCGGCCGCGGCGGUGCGGCAUCCCCCGGCGGGGGCGGCACAACGGGCCCUGUCCCCCGCCGGCAGCGGCGGGGCCCUGGGGUACCGGGACUACCGGCUGCAGCAGUUGGCCCUGGGCCGUUUGCCUCCUCCUCCCCCUCUUCCCAGGGAGCUGGAGAGGGAGAGGGAUUACGGAGGGUUCUACGAAGCGCGGGUGCGACCGGCCUACGGGCUGGAGAGGGUGGCGGGGGUGGCGGCUGCCGGGGGGUUCCGUGGAGGAGGCGGAGCUGCUGGAAGCACGGGGGAGGAGGAGAUCAGCCCCGAGGAUGACCAGAGAGCCAACCGGACCUUGUUCCUGGGGAACCUGGACAUCACGGUCAGCGAGUCGGAUUUACGCCGAGCUUUCGAUCGCUUUGGGGUGAUCACCGAGGUGGACAUCAAAAGGCCCGGGCGGGGACAGACCAGCACCUAUGGGUUUCUUAAGUUUGAGAACCUGGACAUGGCUCACCGGGCCAAACUGGCCAUGUCAGGAAAGGUGCUCCUGAGGAACCCCAUCAAGAUCGGGUACGGUAAAGCCACUCCGACCACCCGGCUGUGGGUGGGGGGCCUCGGGCCCUGGGUGCCCCUGGCUGCCCUGGCCAGGGAGUUUGAUCGGUUUGGCACCAUCCGCACCAUCGAUUACCGGAAAGGGGAUUCCUGGGCCUAUAUCCAGUACGAGAGCCUGGAUGCAGCCCAGGCUGCCUGUACCCACAUGCGUGGCUUCCCUCUGGGGGGGCCGGAUCGUCGCCUCCGCGUGGACUUUGCCGACACGGAGCAUCGGUACCAGCAGCCCUACCUGCAGCCUCUGCCCUUGCCACCUCCUGCUCAUUACGAGCUGGUGGCGGAGGCUGCUGCUUUUGGGGCUCACCGGGGAGCCCCCCCUGAUCCUCUUCGGGGGGCCCGGGACAGGACGCCACCGUUGCUCUAUAGAGAUCACAACAGAGACCUUUAUCCCGAGGCGGAGUGGGUUCCCCCCCCACCUCCUGUCCGGGAUAGGAGUAAUCGUGCAGCUGCCUACGACCCACUGGAAAGCCUGGAACGCCGUCGGGACGGUUGGUCCUUGGAAAGGGACCGAGGGGAGAGGGAGUUGGGCAGUGGCAGUAGGGAUCAGCCUAGGAAAAGGAGGCUGGUGGAGGAUGGAGGCCGGCACUUGGAGCGCUCUCCGGACAGCGAGCGCUCCUCGUCCUCGCGGAAGCGCCACUGUUUAACCACAACCUCUCCCCCCGACCGCAGCCCCGAGCUCCUGGGAGGGAGGGAACGUUACAGUAGUGACCCCGAACGUUCCUCCUCUCGUUUGCUCCUGUUGGAGAGACCUUCCCCUGUCCGGGAAUCUCGUAGGGGGAGCCUGGAAAGGGGACAGAACGAAAAGCGCGACCGCAAGAAUUCCGCCGAACGGGAGCGGAAACAUCGCGCGGUGGCGGCGGCCGCUGCCCUGGAGGGCAAGAGUCCAGCCAAAAAGGACGAGCGUGCUCCAGAGGGAGGUGGUGGAGGCUCCCGCCUCAAACCUCCUCCUCAGAAACAGCAGCAGGACGGAGGGGCGCAGGCCGGGGGAGCCCCCAAGCUGUGUUUGGCUUGGCAGGGGAUGCUCCUGCUGAAGAACAGCAACUUCCCGUCCAACAUGCACCUGCUGCAGGGGGACCUGGGUGUGGCCAGCAGCCUCCUGGUGGAAGGAGCGACUGGGGGGAAAGUAGCUCAGCUCAAGAUCACCCAACGGCUUCGUCUGGACCAGCCCAAGCUGGACGAGGUCAACCGUCGCAUCAAGGUGGCGGGUCCCAACGGCUACGCCAUCCUCUUGGCAGUGCCCGGAGCGUCGGAGAACCGCGCGGCGGCCGCCGAGCCCGCCACCUCCACCCAGAGGCCCCUCAGGAACCUGGUGUCCUAUCUAAAGCAAAAGCAGGCUGCUGGGGUGAUCAGCCUCCCCGUGGGGGGGAACAAAGACAAGGAGAACAGCGGGGUCCUGCACGCCUUCCCGCCCUGCGAUUUCUCCCAGCAGUUCCUGGACUCCACGGCCAAGGCUCUGGCCAAAUCAGAGGACGACUAUCUGGUCAUGAUCAUUGUCCGUGGGGCCUCCUAAGGCCCUGAUCUUCUCUAUCCCCAACCCUUCCUACUCCUCCACACAGCCCCUCCAGCGUGUGCCAGGUGCUAUGGGAUACAGCCUUAGCCAGCCCUGUUGUUAAUUUUUAAAUUAGAUCUUUGUUUCUAGGUGAUUUAUUUCCCCCUCCCCCCCCCCCAUCUAUUAUUUUAUUUUUGUUCCUGUUAUUACAUUUUUCUAUCAAGUUAGAAGCCAGAAAGGUUGGUUAGUGUGACUAGGAAUGUUUUGAGAAUCCCUCAUCAGUGGGGAUGCAGGGAGGCAAGGCCUGCUUUGAUUUACAAAAAAAAAAAACAACUAGAAAAGAGAGAAAAAAAUAACAAACUGGGGGGGAGGGAGGGGAAGAAAGUGGGAAGAAACUCCCACCUUCUUCGUUUUGAUUCGUGUCCUUUUUUCAUUUCAUUGUAUUUUAAAGCAAGUUGAAUAGCUCAUCCUCAGUAAGAGUUCCAGAAAACCUAAAAAGACCAGAUUGAAAGCACUCAAAUAGUCGAAAUGGAAAACCACAGCCUAACUGGUGUCAACUGGUGGUUCGGGUCCUGGAAAUUCCUGAUCCCUCAGGAGCCUGCAGGUUUUCCCUGGGAGUUGCAUGGCUCAGGGUUUGGUGUCUUUUCAGCGACGCUGGUGGGACUGCAGAAGACAACCAACAUGGCAUCCCAAGCUCUAAUGGACCUUUGGGAAGAGAAGCUGUGGCUUAUGUGGAAUUUCCAUGGGCCCCUUGAUGGAAGAAAGCUUAUCUGUUUAGUAUUUGUGCAUUUUACUAAAAUGGCAGCUUUAAAAAAAAAAAAAAGUUGUGUAUCUGCUAUUGUGAUGCCAAUGCCCGUGUUUUAAGUGGAAAAAAAAAUGACCUCUUUGCUUUGUGCUGUGUACACAAGAUUGCUGGAAAAGUAAAGGAAUACCCUUUUUAUGGCUCACACAGCUUGAAAGUAGCUGUCACUCAAAACAUGCGCUCACAGUUGAGCUGAUUUUGUUUCAUUCUAAAUAAAUUGUUUCUUUUGAGGAAAAAUGGUU
Messenger RNA from Apus apus (common swift), 3858 nucleotides. It is a transcript of the gene RBM15, whose product is annotated as RNA binding motif protein 15. Gene Ontology annotation, cellular component: nucleus. Gene Ontology annotation, molecular function: mRNA binding. Gene Ontology annotation, biological process: regulation of alternative mRNA splicing, via spliceosome. The record is from RefSeq and is a predicted model, not a curated record. Lineage: Eukaryota; Metazoa; Chordata; Aves; Apodiformes; Apodidae.